CGCUUUACGGUAAAUAAUGGCGGUCGCCCCAGACUCCUCGUGAGCUCAUCUAGCUAGAACGUUCUAGCUCUUUCAACCGUUUGUGUUCAUAAGUGGAGAAAACUGGCUGUUGGCUCAAAGAGCAACACUUACACGGUUUAGUUUGGACCCAUCACAGUCAUGUCAGGAAACGAGCAGAACAGGAGAUACCCCCAGAACCUUCAGGGGGUCCUGCAGCUGGCAGUGGAUGCUGGAUCUGCAGCAGAAGGUCCAGCUCCUGUAGAGGCCAUGUCAGAGGAGAGGAAAACGUGGCUGAGGGAAGCUCUUUCAGACAUGUGUAAAGGCCAGAUGGAUGAAGUGGAGCAUAUGAAGCAGUGCCUGGCUGUCCUACACAGAGAUGAAACGAGUGAAAAGGAAGAAGCUGAUGAUGAUGACGAUGCUGAUGAAGAGGAGGAUGAACGGGAAUCAGUUUUUGAGAUGUUGUCUGAAUUGUGUGAGAACUUGGACAACGCUAGAGAUUUUAUGAUUCUUGGAGGGCUGGAGUUGUGCGUCUCCAGGUAUCUGAGUCAUAUCCAGAGUGGGCUGAGGUGGCGGGCUGCCCAGCUCAUUGCCUCAUGUGCUCAGAACAUGCCACAGGUGCAGGACCACUUGCUGCAGAUCGAAGUGCUGCCGAAGUUGCUGCAGCUGACAGAUUCAGACCCAAAUCCCACUGUCAGAGUAAAAGCUCUUUAUGCUGUUUCAUGUCUGGUCCGGGAGCAGGAGGCAGGGCUCUUGGCGUUCGUGGCUCAUGAUGGCUUCUCGGUCCUGAUGAGAGGGAUGCAGUCAGAAAAUGAGAAGCUCAGGACCAAGUCUGCUUUCCUUCUGCUCAAUCUGCUGACCUCACACCCCGAACACAAAGAAACGGUUGUCUCUAUGGGGAUGGUGCAGCAGCUCGUCGCAAUUCUCCGCAUGCCACAUUCACCUUUCCAUGAACACGUGCUCGGUGCUCUGUGCUGUUUGGUAGAAGAUUUUCCACAAGGACUGAGGGACUGCAGGAACCCUGCGUUGGAUCUGGAGGAAUUCCUCAAACAGCGAGCCAAAGACCUCCAAGGAAAAGAUGAAAGUCGGGAAGAAUUUGACUUCUGCGAACGUCUGAGAGUUCUGUGUUUCAGUGGGCAACAAUCGGAUGACGUUGGAAUGGAUCGCUAAAGCACAUGCUUGUUUGUUUUUAUUUAUUGUUUGGUAUCGGUACAAAAAGAUGUACCCAAAUGUUCAUGAGUUAACUCAUGAAUGCAGUGACAUUUAUGUCCAUUUAUGGCAGUUGCUGUUCAUAUUUUCAUG
This is a messenger RNA of Nematolebias whitei (Rio pearlfish), 1299 nucleotides long. RefSeq names its product HSPA (heat shock 70kDa) binding protein, cytoplasmic cochaperone 1 (gene hspbp1). The record is from RefSeq and is a predicted model, not a curated record. NCBI's taxonomy places the organism in Eukaryota, Metazoa, Chordata, Actinopteri, Cyprinodontiformes, Rivulidae. The coding region runs from base 160 to 1167 and encodes 335 amino acids. Gene Ontology annotation, molecular function: protein binding. The transcript is spliced from 8 exons.